Mytilus trossulus (common blue mussel) is the source of this 2320-nucleotide messenger RNA. RefSeq lists its product as uncharacterized. NCBI's taxonomy places the organism in Eukaryota, Metazoa, Mollusca, Bivalvia, Mytilida, Mytilidae. Gene Ontology annotation, molecular function: signaling receptor binding. The transcript is spliced from 7 exons. The record is from RefSeq and is a predicted model, not a curated record. The coding region runs from base 531 to 2045 and encodes 504 amino acids.
UUAACGUUUUUCAAAUUUACAGUAAUUUUAAACCAUAUUUUAUAUGACUUCCUGUUGUAAAAUUUAAGGAAUGUUAGGUGACUUUAAUACUGGUGAUUUGAUACGAAAUAGUGUCAAAAGAUUAGUUAAUAUUUCCUUAUUUAUAAGAGCGUACAUGCUUCUACAUCUAAAUUUUACGUUGUAAGAAGAUUUAAUGUCCAUUUAAAUGUGUUUUAUAUAUCAGAUAUAUUCAAAUGUUACCUUUUGACCAGGUAUCAUAGUAACAUAUAUAUCUGACAUAAAACAAAGUGAUAUUUCCCUUUAACACGUAGUUGGAGAAUGAUGCUCCAUUUCAACAGGGAAGACGGUAUUACUUCCGUGUUUCGUGAAUAGGUAAAGCCGACACGUGUAGGAACAUUUAUUUUCUCCGUUUUGCGAAUAGAUAGAAACAACACUUAAAAGUACAUUUCUCUUCUUCUUAAAUGUGCAACAUAUAGUGAAGUGUUUUCAUUUUCAUAACGUAAACUUUGAAAAGGUAUUUCAAUUCAGCCAUGGAGUUUUCAGACGUUGGAAUAUUUUGUAUGUUCUCCGAUGGAAAAGACUGGGCAAACUUCUUGCAAGUGAAACUGGCUGCGGUUGGAAUUUCAUCAAGUGUAGAAGGUUUGGAAACUGAUCACACACAAUCAAAUUAUGCUGUAAAUGUUGUUCUGGCAACACCGGCCAUUUUAGAUAUUUUAGAAACGGACAAUAUUACAGCAAUAAAAGCGGAUGGUUCCGUGAUGGUAUUACUAGGAGUUGACAAGGAUGAGCUUAAACUUUCAUUUGCAAAACAUAACUACCAUACAAUAAACAAAUGGGAAUACUUUGAGACUAAACAGACUGAGGAAUCCGUAUCCGAACUUGUAGAAUGUGUUCAGUUAAAGUUGGAAGCGGCCAUUAAGUCAUCAAGUACCCCUGCGUAUGAUUUUUUACCACCACCACGUCCGUCACAAGCAAAACUACGCCACGCAGAACCAUCAGAAUUUGUCUCUUCACCAAAGCUUCAAGUUGCCACAACAGAUGAAUUCGAUAAGGUCGUUGAGGUAUUCAUUCUUAGCAAUAGAAAAGGUUCAAAUGAGAUAGAGAUCACCUUAAACAAUUCAGGCGAUCUAGUUAAUACAAAAGCAGUGCUUGAUGACAAAGCAUUAUACCAGAUACAAAUUCCAGAAAACACAGAAUUUAAAGAAGACUGCCAAUUCGUUGCCAUAGAUAAUGAUAUCCCAAUAGGAACAGGCAGCAUUCCAAAAUUAGUGGAAGUAACUGACAAUGUUUUUUAUUCUAAAUCUGUGCCGACCAAAAUAGACAUUAUCAGAGAGACGUUAGGUUUUGGAAAUGAUCCAAUUCCAUUGGUUUGUCAGAUGCUGGGUUUGUCUCAUAUGGAAGAAACAGAUUCACAUAGUGAACUCUUAGAUAAACAUGUUACCAUUCAGUAUAAACAGAUAAAGGACCAGGAAGCUUCAGAUGAUUGGAAACCUCUGAUCAAUGAUGAUUGUAAUUUAAGCCAUUGUCCAACACUUUUGCAUUUUGCUGCGGAGUACAACUUGAAGACAUUGGGCUCAGAACUUCUGAAGCUCCCGGAAAGUUUAGAUGCCUGUUUUGCUAUGAACAUGGACAAAAAGACCCCUCAGGCAAUAGCUCAGACCAAUGAAUUUCCUGAUUUCGCUCAUAUGAUUAGAAGUUUCAUGAAAGUAGAAACACUAAAAGGAAAUAUACAGAGAAAUAAAGAUAGCGGUAUUGUCGAUGAUAAGAAACUUCCAACAAUACCAGAAUUUCAAGAAGAAAUUGAAAACAACGGAAAAGAAAGGAAAACUUCUUCUAGAGAAAAACCUAGCAUUUGGUCACGAUUAAAAAUACCGACAAUUAUGAAACCGAAGAAAAAGUCUCCCAAAGCUGAGGGUAGAAUGAAUAGUACCUGCUCGACACAAGACUUGCAUAUGCAAUCCAGCACAACCAAUCCUAGUGAGGAAAGUAAUAAUGAAGCUUAUAAAAUAGAGGCAAGUUUACAUACAAUUAUGGGACAACGAUAAAACAAAAUGUUCUAAAAUAUCGUAUCCAAAUAAGCUGUCAAGCGUUUCAUUUGGUAAGACGUACUGUUCCUACUUUUGUGUAUUCAAAAGGGUUAAGGACAAGAACCUGGUCAAACAAAAAACUACAAAAAGAAUGUCUACUAAGCAGCACACAUAAAACUAAAGAAUGAGCAACGUUACCUCUACUAACCCAAGGAUGAACUCCGGUGUUCCUGAAGGGUAAACAGUUCUUGCUCAUGAGUGACAUCCGAAUUGUUUCUUUUGUUCUUCUUAUC